Topomyia yanbarensis is the source of this 7608-nucleotide messenger RNA. RefSeq names its product zinc finger protein 208-like. Gene Ontology annotation, cellular component: nucleus. The transcript has 2 exons. The record is from RefSeq and is a predicted model, not a curated record. The coding region runs from base 3922 to 6804 and encodes 960 amino acids. NCBI's taxonomy places the organism in Eukaryota, Metazoa, Arthropoda, Insecta, Diptera, Culicidae.
GACAGCAAAUUAGUUCACGAGUGCACCUUUUUCACAAGCAAGCAAUUUGAAUUUGUUUUACGAUUGAAAAUUUCAGAUUCAUGGAGCUCGUGAAUGGACUUUCGACCCCAAUUAAGAUGGAGAAGGAAACUACCGAAAAAAUCAACGAUACUGAACGAGUGGCAACGAUUUCACCAAAUGGGUAUGAUACGUUUUUAUUUUUCAAGGCUUGUGUUGAGCAUCAACCAACAUUAUUAUCAUUAUUGCCCUGUUGCCAGUGCCGAACUGAUCGCCAUAAAUAUUAAAUUGUUCUUCCAAAAUUCCGUUUUGGCUUUCGAUUUAUAAUCCACUUCUCAGCAAUAUAUUCUACCUAUGACAUGUGCAGGAUGAAGUAGUGGUUUUAUUAUGUAUGCCUAAAUGGCACUUCGUCAUCUGGCUUAACACAGCCGAAUUAGUGUAGAAGUUAGUUACAGAGCUCAAGAUUAUGAUUAUCGCUAGCGGUACUGUUUGCUGUACAGACACUUUAUGCACAUCCAAGCGAAGUGUCGAAAAUUGCAGCCAAACGGACUGUCAAAAAGUGCAGCCAAACGAGCAUGAUGGUUUUGAGAGGGGAAGUACAAGAGGAAGCCCAUGCAAAGCUUUUAUGGGAGCUUCCGUGAAGCCAGUUUACAUUCACGAUUGCUAAUUCUACUGUUUUUCUCUCCGCUAGUCUGUUAUAUAAAGUGUCUGUAGUUUGCUGUAUCUUCGGUCGGGUAAAGCUUACACGCGCUGACAAAUUCGACUGAUAAGUCGAUAUAAAAUGCCAUACUGUGACCCGUGUUUACUAAUGUCGUUUUCGAUUGAGAACCUAGAAACCAACCCAGGUUAGUUGUAUCAAACGAACGUUUUAAUGGAACUGAGUUGGGUUCUCGCAAAAAUAUAUUUCAGGUUAGAACCCAACCCGGUUUUCAGUUCAGUGGCGCAUAACCUAGGUUCGAAACUGGCUUCAAACAAACGGUUUGACAGCAGUUAGGUCUGAAACUGAGUUAUGUCGUUUUCGAUAGAGAACCUAGAAACUAACCCAGGUUAGUUGCUUCAAACGAACGUUUUUAUUGGAACUGAGUUGGGUUCUCGCCAAACAGCGGUGGUGUGAGCGAACCCGAAAUAUAUUUCAGGUUAGAACCCAACUCGGUUUUCAGUUCAGUGGCGCAUAACCUAGGUUCGAAACUGGCUUCAAACAAACGGUUUGACAGCAGUUAGGUCCGAAACUGAGUUAGUUUCUGCCUCAAGCGAAAACGACAUUAGUUUCUGCCUUAAGCAAAAACGACAUAACUGCCAUUGAAUUGUGAAGCAAUUCCCGGUCAAAAAAAUGCGGACGAACGUGGUCAAGAGAUUUACACGGUAAAAAAAAACUACCCAUUUUAUGUAUUCAAAUUGCCCAUUUUCGGAAGUUAUUCGAGCUGUCAAAAAUGGGUAUUUUUUUGUUUCUAACAAUGAGUACUUUUUAUCCAUUUCACAACUACUCGAUGAGGUAAUGUCAAUGAGUAUUGAUCUUGAUAAUGGGUGAAAAAUCCUUAAGCAUUAUUUCAAGCGAGUUAACCUGCAAACUAAGGGUCGUAGUGGAACCUGCAAACCUGGCGGAAACGGAACAUUUCGGCAAUGCUCCGAAAACAACGUCUGUUUAGACUACUGAGGAUGUUGAAAAUAUGCGCCAGCUCGGCAUUUUUAGAGCAGCCAAAAGAUCCAGCCAUCAAAAAUAUAUCCAGUUGGCGGUUUUAUUAUGUUCAGUAGUUUUAGAAUAGGAUUUCUAUCUAGAUUCCUAUACUUUUAUGAGGAAACAAUACUAUGAAAUGAAUGUUAUUUUAUGUUUUUUUUUAAUUCUGAAAUAAUUCUAUUGACAGUAUUUUUCAUUCUGGCGCGAAUUUCAUGAAUGGGUAUUUUUUACGCAUUUUGUUGUAACAGUUCUGCGAAAAAUAAUGGGUGAAACAUACCGAGGUUGACGUACAAGGUCUGUACUCAUUUAUGGGUACAAACGCUUUGCCCAUUUAAUGGGUUAUUCCACUUUUAUUCAAAAUAAGUAGUUUUCUACGCAUUAAUGGGUACUUGAUUUUAUCAGUGUAAACAGUUUGACGUUUAACUCAACUCGCCUGUGCUAAUUGCCCCUAGGAACAAAUGCAAUUUGCGAAUGCGAUUUAAAGGCAAUUUCAAUACUUAGACUAAUUUUCUGGCCGCUGAUAAGGACUUGGUUUUUUUUGCGUUUUUCAAACAUGGCGGUUCAUGUUUGGCUUAAGCUUAAAAUAGUUUUUUUUUAAACGAUUGGCGUAUUCUCGCUUGUAUUUUGUUUGUAUAGUGCACUUCAUUUAGCCAACGAAUGUGGGAAAUUGUGGAAUCGUGUGCAAAUAUAGUGGAACAAGAUAUCCGACCUAAACUCUUAAUAAAAGUCAGAUUGUGGUAAGUUUUGGUGUGCAAUGCCAAUUUUUUCCUGUAGUUUGGUGGUGAUUACCUAGUGUAGUGAUAAAUUUAUGUGAGUUGAUAAUGAAUCCGAAAAUAAGAAUUAUUUGUAAUUUUUAUAUUGGGCCAUUAAGGGCGAUUAAAUGGCGCGUUCCAUGGGCAAUUUAAGGGAGGGUAGAGCGGCUAAAAAAUGACGGCGGCAAAUCGCCCAAAUGUUGCAUUUGAAAUAGCCCCCUAAUUGCCAGCAAUUUGCUGGCAAAUUGAAGGGCAAUUAGCGCAUCAGAGUUGGCAAAUAGCCCUCCGUUAGCCAGCCCUUUUUGACAGGGAAAGUUUGUAAACACGGUUCACAGUAAAAGUCAAUUAAUGUCGGAUUGGUAGUCGAUUUCGUCAGUGUGCACAGGCUUAACUAGUCAUAGCACGUGUAUCUGCGGGCGAGAUGCAUUAUAGUAUAGGUGUUCACAUUCGUCAUGUUUUAGUGUGUUGGUUUGUUGCUAGUGAAAUUAAUCAUAGCGGCCCAGGACCGCGAAGCACAUAAUCAACAAACCGACCAAUCGAAACGAAGCUUGUAAACACGUGGUAAAAAUAAGUAUGGCGUCCGGAAUCGCAAAAGAGCAAAUGUUUACAUCACUAACCAAUCAGAAUGAAGUAUGGGACCACGUGCUUCUGUUUCUUCUUCAUUUCUUCUUGUUUGCCCGGAAAGGUGACAGCUGAUGCACACAUAGAAAAAAAUGUGUACACCUGUAUACACCUCGAUCUGCGGGUACACAAAUUAUGAGCUCCACUGACAGUUCAGAUUGUUCUGCUCGUUCUGCUGCAAGCACGAUCCACACUAAAUAGAAACGAUACGACAUGACUCGAUUUUUAGAUAUUUGUCAUCGAGCUAAAAUGUUGGUCAAUAAAUUGAAGUAAUAUAUUAUUUUCUGCAUUGUUGAUUAAUAAUAAACGCUUUACACCAUGGCUUCUCAAUAAUAAAACGAAUUCGAGCAUAAAUCAACAUUAACAUGACGUUUUAGACCUUUGCUUGAAAAUCUCGAUAGCGUAGCAGAUACCUGAGUCAAUAGGCGAAUAGUGCACCAAACAUAUUUUAUUGAGUGAACCAGUUGAACAACGCAAAUAGCACUACUAGUGCUCUAUUUGGAGGGGAUAAGUAUUGCACAUCCAUAGGGAAAUUUAUUUCAAGUAGUCAGUAUUUUAAAUCAUGAUUAUACUGUAUAAUGUGGGGUAUAUUUAUUAUUACAAACUAGUUUCAGAAUUAAUUCGCCUAUUGGAGUAGAUAUGCACAUAAUUUGCAAAACAAAUCCAUCGAUCACCAUAGAGUAGAAUGCCAACAUAUAAUUCUAGAGAAGAAGUUCUAAGUAACAUUGAAUGAUACUAACGCUCUUUGUACCGUCACAAUAUUUAUUUUAAAAAUGUACCUUUUCACCGAAUUAACCCCCCCCCCCCCCCCCGGCCACUCAAGGACUGGAUAUACAGAGAUUUAGGGUGUUUAUUGAUAUCGACAACACAAGUCUGAUGGAUAAAAUUAGCAUUGGUACUAUCAGCGAUCGUUCAAUAUUAUCGGAUUCACAUUGGGAGUUCGUGGAUCAGAUACACAUGUCUUCGAAGCAACGGAAGCGAUCCGAAAGUGAUGUAUGUGCACAAGAAUCCCUUCGGAAUCGUCUCCUGGGGCGACCUGUGUUAACCGAUACUGAUGCGCGGCCGUACAAAUGCGAGAUAUGUGGCAAAGGAUUCGUUCGGAAGUUUCUACUUGAGGAACAUAUGUUUACUCACACUGGCGAGCGACCGUACAAAUGUGAUAUUUGUGGAAAAUCAUUUAAUGCGGAGAGUAUUUUGAACAGGCACAGAAAAAUUCACAGUGACGAACGACCGCAUAAAUGCGAGGUAUGUAACAAAGGAUUUCUUCAAAAGUAUCUGCUUGAGCAACAUAUGCUAACUCACGCUGGCAAGUUGCAGUACAAAUGCGAAGUAUGUAGCAAAAAAUUUCUUCAAAAGUAUCUGCUUGAGCAACAUAUGUUAACUCACACUGGAAAUUUGCCAUACAAAUGCGAAAUAUGUGGUAAAGGAUUCGUUCGGAAGUUUCUGCUGGAGCAACAUACGUUUACUCACGCUGGCGAGCGGCCUUACAAAUGUGAUAUUUGUGGAAAAUCAUUUAGUGCGGAGAGUAGUUUGAACAGACACAGUAAAAUUCACAGUCAUGAACGACCGCAUAAAUGCGAGGUAUGUGACAAAGGAUUUCUUCAAAAGUAUCUGCUUGAGCAACAUAUGUUAACUCACACUUGUGAGUUGCCGUACAAAUGCGAAAUAUGUGGCAGAGGAUUCGUUCAGAAGUGUCUGCUUGAGCGACAUAUAUUAACUCACACUGGCGAGUGGCUGCACAAAUGUGAUAUUUGCGGCAAACCGUUUAAUGAGGAGAGAAUUUUGAACAGGCACAGAAAAAUCCACAGUGAUGAACGACCGCAUAAAUGCGAGGUAUGUGGCAAAAGAUUUCUUCAAAAGUAUCUGCUUGAGCAACAUAUGUUAACUCACACUGGCGAGUUGCCGUACAAAUGCGAGAUAUGUGGUAAAGGAUUCUUUCGGAAGUUGUCGUUUGAGCAACAUAUGUUUACUCACACUGGCGAGCGGCCGUACAAAUGCGAAAUAUGUGGUAAAGGAUUCGGUCGGAAGUUUCUGCUUGAGCGACAUAUGUUAACUCACACUGGCGAGCGGCUGUAUAAAUGUGAUAUUUGUGGAAAAUCAUUUAUUGCGGAGGGUAUUUUGAACAGACACAGAAAAAUUCACAGUGAUGAACGACCGCAUAAAUGCAAGGUAUGUGACAAAGGAUUUCUUCAAAAGUAUCUGCUUGAGCAACAUGUGUUAACUCACACUGACGAGUUGCCGUACAAAUGCGAGAUAUGUGGUAAAGGAUUCAUUCAGAAGUUUUGGCUUGAGCGACAUAUGUUAACUCACACUGGCGAGCGGUCGUACAAAUGCGAAAUAUGUGGUAAAGGAUUCAUUCGGAAGUUUCUGCUUGAGCAACAUAUGUUUACUCACACUGGCGAGCGGCCGUACAAAUGUGAUAUUUGUGGAAAAUCAUUUAUUGCGGAGGGUAUUUUGAACAGACACAAAAAAAUUCACAGUGAUGAACGACCGCAUAAAUGCGAGGUAUGUGGCAAAGGAUUUCUUCAAAAGUAUCCGCUUGAGCAACAUAUGUUAACUCACACUGGCGAGCGGUCGUACAAAUGCGAGAUAUGUGGUAAAGGAUUCGUUCGAAAGUUUUGCCUUGCGCGACAUAUGUUAAGUCAUACUGGCGAACGGUUUUUCAAAUGUGAUAUCUGUGGCAAAUCGUUUAAUGUGAAGAGUUACCUAAAGCUACAUGUGGUAGCUCACACUGGCGAUCGACCGUAUAAAUGUGAUAUAUGUGAAAAAUCAUUUAACCGUCAGAGUAAUUUAAAUUUUCACAAAAAGAUACACAGUAAUGAACGACCGCAUAAAUGUAAGAUAUGUGGCAAAGGAUUCCUUCAGAAGAAGCUGGUUGAACCACAUAUGGUAACUCACACUGGCGAGCGGCCGUAUAAAUGUGAUAUAUGUGACAAAUUAUUUGCCCAUCAGAGUAUCUUAACUGUGCACAGAAAGAUACACAAUAAUGAACGGCCACAUAAAUGCGAGAUAUGCGGCAAAGGAUUCUUUCAGAAGUGCUUGCUUAAGCAACAUAUGGUAGCUCACACUGGUGAGCGGCCGUACAAAUGUCAUAUAUGUGACAAAUCAUUUGCCAGUCAGAGUAUCUUAACUAUGCACAGCAAGGGGCACAGUAAUGAACGACCGCAUAAAUGCGAGAUAUGUGGCAAAGAAUUCCUUCAUAAGCAUCACCUGAAGCGACAUGUGUUAACUCACACUGGCGAGCGGCCGUGCAAAUGUGAUAUAUGUGACGAAUCAUUUGCCCAGCAGAGUACCUUAAUUUUGCACAGAAAGAUACACAAUAAUGAACGGCCACAUAAAAGCGAGAUAUGCGGCAAAGGAUUCUUUCAGAAGUGCUUGCUUGAGCAACAUGUGGUAGCUCACACUGGUGAGCGGCCGUACAAAUGUCAUAUAUGUGACAAAUCAUUUGCCAGUCAGAGUAUCUUAACUGUGCACAGGAAGGGGCACAGUAAUGAACGACCGCAUAAAUGCGAGAUAUGUGGCAAAGAAUUCCUUCAUAAGCAUCACCUGAAGCGACAUGUGUUAACUCACACUGGCGAGCGGCCGUGCAAAUGUGAUAUAUGUGACGAAUCAUUUGCCCAGCAGAGUACCUUAAUUUUGCACAGAAAGAUGCACAAUAAUGAACGACCGCAUAAAUGCGAGAUAUGUGGCGAAGAAUUCAUUCAGAAGAAUCAGCUGAAGCGACAUAUGGUAACUCACAGUGGCGAGAAGCCUAGAUAGAAAAUCCAGCUAACAAGUUUUCUAUUACGAUUAGAGCUAUGUUCACCUGUUAAAACAUGUUAAGAUUGUCAGUUGUAAUAAGGUGGGGGCGAUGUUUUUAGUAACGCCGCCACUGCAUCUCAUUGCUGGAACCAUUUGCGAGAGAAACAAGUGAGACACGUUGUACACGAAACGACGAAAUAAAGCCGUUAAAUCGACCGGUCCCGUGUCGUAAUUUUAUUUCAUUUUUACCUACGCGAGUCCCUACGAUUAGUUUCGGCUGUUCCGUUUCGAGGAAACUGCUUAACCUGUUCAUUGGGAACUGAGUUUCCCACAAAGAUACGUGUAAGGAACAACCUUUGAUGGUAUGUGAGCAUGUAGGGCCUAUAAAAUCAAAAUGUAAGUGAUCUUCCUAUGGAAACAGCAAAAACACGAUUUUUGAUUGGAGACGCCUCUAAAUUAUGUCCAAAUAAUGCAUUUUUGGGGAAAGUUUUUAAAUUCACACCAAGAAAAAAAUCUGAGCAGACCCAUAUAUAUUUCAAAGCAUUUUCAAAUUGUGGAGAGUUAUAAUAACUAUCUAUUUAUCUAUUCAAGUAGAUUCUUUUCAGAUACUUUUUAUAUCAUUGGACUUACAAAUUAAAAAUAUCGUAGACUGAUUUUCCUAGAUCUCUGAAACUAUAGUAUGUACAAUAUACGACUCAACGGUCGAAUACCACAGUACAUUUAUUAAACGUCAACUGAUAGAAUAGGCAGAGCGAGAGCGAAAAUGUACAGGUUAGCAAGGAGAUCGAAAAUACACGAACAUUCAUUCCUAUUACAACCGUA